GCCCACGAAUUAACGGAUUAAAGGUCAAGGAUCAAGUUUAUGCCACAACUCUGGAGUUUUUCUUGGCGUCAUCGUCCAUGUUCCUUCAGUUUUUCCUCAUAAUCCUCCUUCCUCACGAUGCCGACUGUUUUCUGAAGCUCACCAGUCGUUCCUUCUACAAAUCCCCUCCACAGCAUGAUGCUACCACCUCCAUGCUCCGACAGUCCAGACUCCACCAGAGGAGGGUUUUUAUUUUAGAUUUUAUGUGUUGGAGCUUCUUCUUUGCUGAACAGCCUCUCAGGUUAUGUCAAUAUAUAGACAAUCGUCCGUCAUGUCCCAGCGAGCUCCUCCCCUUCUCUCCGUCCACCCGAGCCGGGCGCUGGUGGACGAGAAGUUCCAGGUGUUGGUGGAGAACCUUCCUCCGGGAUGUCCCGUGACCGUCCACUCGCUCCACCAGUCGGAGGACAACGACUACUGGGAGGCCUACGGACACUACGUCAGCAACCAGAGGGGGACCGUCUCCGUAUCAGAAGACCUGAGUUUUGGAGGAACGUACUCUGGGAAAGAGUCCAUGGGUUUGUUGUGGAGCUUGCGUCCGGUCCCAGGCAGCCGCAAGGGCCUCAGGCUGAGGAAGAUGAACGUCUGCGCCCCAAUGCUGGUCACCAUCUCCGUCUACAUGGGACACGAGGGAUUCAGGGACCAGCGCCCCCUAGCGUCCACGCUCACAGAGAGAUGGUACAUGGCUCCAGGCGUCAAGAGGGUCGUCGUCAAGGAGAGAGGAGUGCGAGGGACGCUCUUCAUACCUCCAGGACCUGGACCGUUCCCCGGGAUACUGGACAUGUGGGGGGGCGGCGGAGGCCUGGUGGAGUACCGCUCCGCCCUCCUGGCGUCUCGAGGUUUUGCUUCUCUGGCGCUGGAGUAUCUCUCUCCUGAGAAGGUCCGGUCUGCGGAUCUGGAGUUCACCUACUUUGAGACGGCCUUUAGCAUCAUCCAGGAGCAUCCUCUGGUGCUGCCGGACCGAGUCGGACUCCUGGGCCUUUCCCUCGGCUCCCUGGUCUCCUUCUACCUGGCGGCUGAAAGCUCCACGGUGAAGCCGACCUGCAUCGUCGCCGUUAGCAGCAACUACUCGUUAUCACGGACGAAGACGAUCCCCGGGUUCCACGACGAUCUGAUAAAUUAUUAUGACAAAGUACGGGUGGAUGAGAACAACCAUCACAUCUGGAAAGGUAUCGGCAUGGCUCUGUUCAACGAGCCAACCAAGGUGGACGUCGGGAAAAUUAACUGUCCGAUGCUGUUGAUCAGUGGGUGUGAUGAUCAGAACUGGCCGGCAGUGGAGACGGUCGAGGAUAUCAGCCGGACGAUGCGUUCGGUCGGGAAGGACCGGCUGCUGACCCGGGUCGACUACCCCGGCGCCGGGCACCUGAUCGAGCCUCCGUACUCGCCUCAUUUCAGAGCCACUAACUUUAUGCUUCACACCCAGAACGAGAAAGUAAUUUUAAAGUGGGGGGGGGAAACCAAACCCCACUCGGACGCCCAGGAGGACUCAUGGCAGAAGAUCCUGUGUUUCCUGGAGCAGCAUCUUUACUGUUCCCCGAGUGUCAGAGCCAAGAUGUGAGCGAGGACGCGAGGACACGAGGACACGAGGAAACGAGGACACGAGGACGGACUGAGAUCGAAUCCCUGCUCCAACAAAUGAAGCAUUUAUUGUUAUUUAAAUACAAAUUUAUACAGGUGUUGAGUUGGUUUUGGGGGGUUACUACUGCUAAUGAUAAAAAAAGAGAUAAGUCUACUAGUCUUAGAAUG
Molecule: messenger RNA, 1782 nt
Organism: Mugil cephalus (flathead mullet)
Lineage: Eukaryota; Metazoa; Chordata; Actinopteri; Mugiliformes; Mugilidae
Product: peroxisomal succinyl-coenzyme A thioesterase-like
Exons: 11
Coding region: 284-1594 (436 amino acids)
Biological process (GO): fatty acid metabolic process; acyl-CoA metabolic process
Molecular function (GO): fatty acyl-CoA hydrolase activity
Source: RefSeq, a predicted model, not a curated record